Molecule: messenger RNA, 1386 nt
Organism: Aphanomyces astaci
Lineage: Eukaryota; Oomycota; Saprolegniomycetes; Saprolegniales; Verrucalvaceae
Exons: 1
Coding region: 1-1386 (461 amino acids)
Biological process (GO): cellulose catabolic process
Molecular function (GO): hydrolase activity, hydrolyzing O-glycosyl compounds
Source: RefSeq, a predicted model, not a curated record
AUGGCUGGCUACAUCGCGCUGCUAUGUUGUUUCCUGGCGUAUGCCAUGGCGUUCUCACCCGACGAGUUGCCCCUGUGUGGCGGUCCCGUCUUGACCUACGGCGCGGCCAAAUCCACCUAUCCAGCGCUCGCCGACGCCCUGACCAUCGUCGAGCAGCAUCCAAUGGCCACGUGGUGGACCGACAACAACUCGACCUAUCGGGCCCAAGUGGAAACGCUCAUGGGGCAUUGCAAUGCGUCGACGGUGCCCACCAUCGUCGUGUACGCGCUGCCCCAAAAGGACUGCCACGCUGGCUACAGCAACCUCGGGUUUAUCAAAGACACGUCCCAGUACAUUGCGUUCGUCCAAGAACUCGCAGAUCUGGUGGGCACUCGGCCGGUGAUUUACGUGCUCGAGCCAGACGCUGUGGGGCUCGCGUCCGACGGGGGCUGUGGCCACGCAGCUGGCUACCUCGCCAAUAUGCAGCGAGCGACUUCGAUCCUCACAGCCAGGAAUCCCAACGCACGGCUGUACGUAGACGUGGGGUAUUGGAUGCUUCAAACCGACGCCAAGUCAAGACAAGUGGCAGCCGCUAUGCAAGUCGUGGGCGCUGCCAGUCGGCCCGGGGCCGUGCGUGGCAUUGUGCUCAAUACGUCCAACUACCGCCGCGUGGCGGAGAUGGCCACCCUGUGCUCGAACUUUGUGAAUUUGACCGGCAACCCCCAGUGGAGAUGUGUGGUCGACACAUCGCGUAACUACCGCACGCCGAGCACGUCGAACGAGUGGUGCAACAACAAAUUUGGGGCCAUUGGGGUCCCCCCCACACGAAACACGGGGUAUCCUGGCGUGUUGGACUUGUUCUUGUGGAUAAAAGUACCCGGCGAGUCGGACGGGACUUGUGCCAACAGCUCCGCCCCCGGUGGGGCGGCCCAUUCGUCGGACGCGAUGCCGGGUCCCCCCGCCGCCAUCUUCUUCCCCCAAGCGUUUCGCAAGCAGUGGGAUCAAGGGUACUUUGUCGACAAGAAACUCGGCGCGUUGUUGGUCGACAAAGUCGAAACCAAACCGCUGGUGGGGGUGCUCCCACAAGAAGUGGAAAGCAAACCUCCUGUCGUGUCGAGCGCAAUAACGACCAGUGCGCCGACACUGUCGACGGUCCUACCAAUGGUCACGACCACCAUCCCAGAGAUGACGUCACCCCCACCGAGUGUGAACCAAGUGGUGCCAUCAGCAGUCUUGUCGGAAGGUGUAGAGCACGAGAAAGACGCGACGAAUUUAACGUGGAGCGUGGUUGGUGCAGUCGUGUUAGGGUGUGUCAUACUAGUACUCGCCCUCUACGCGGUGUUUCGAAAGCGAAGGAGGGAGGUCAAGGCGGUGGACGUUGUAUUGCUCUCGGUCAAGGUCUCAUAG